Cuscuta epithymum is the source of this 1151-nucleotide messenger RNA. The record is from the annotation of a GenBank genome assembly. NCBI's taxonomy places the organism in Eukaryota, Viridiplantae, Streptophyta, Magnoliopsida, Solanales, Convolvulaceae.
UCGUACUAUUGUCAAAAAAUCAAUUAAGUCCUCGUACUUAUUUCGAAAUCAAUUAAGUCCCUGAAGUGUUAAAAAACAUUCAAUUAUGCCAUUUAACCGGUUGUGAUCCGGUUAACAGGUAAACUGUGUACAGUGGCAGUACACAUGGAUUUUUUCCCUCUUUUUCAUUUUAUUUUCUUUCUUCCUCUUCUCUCUCUUUAUUCUCCCCUCACGCGUCUUCUUCCCUGUUCUUUACCCGCACUUAUUUCUGCGUUUUUCCCCCUUUCUUUAUUUUGUUGUUUCUUUCAUUCUCUCUUUCUUUUCUUAUUCUAAUUCUUUCUACAAAAGAACAUCAACCAUCGCUGCUCAAGUCUUCCUCACCCGCCGCUGGCGGCCAGCCGUCGUCCACAAAACUUCAAUUUUCUAACUGCCGAUUAGCCGGUAGAUCCGGAUUUCGCGAACCAACGUUGUGUGUCGCUCUUCGCCUGUGAUUUCUUCUAUCUUCCGCUCAUCGUCCACAACCAAAACUUACCUAACUGCCAUCGUACGCCGCUGGUCUCUCAUGUCUUCCUCAACCGCCGACUGUUGGCCACAAUAUCUCCAUCCGCCGCCGCCGCCCAUCCAAAGAAAGAUAAUCGGGAAGACUGGAAAAAAGAAAGAAAAGAACGUGGAAAAGAAAGAAAUUGGGGGAGGGGAAAGAAAGGGCACGGGAAAAAGAAGAAGAAAAGAAAUAAAGAGACUGGUCGCUGCAACUUUAAGGAUGGGAAGAAGAAGUCAGGGAAAGAAUAAAGAAAGAGAAAAAGUAAAAGAAAAAGAAAAAAGUAAUGAACGAAAAAUCAGAAUCAUUGCCACAUGGGUGUCCACGUCACCUAUUACCGGCAACAUUUAUAUCCAACCGGCUAAAUGGCCUAAUUGAAUCUUUUUUAAUACUUUGUGGACUUAAUUGAUUCACAAAUAAGUACGAGGACUCAAUUGACUUUUCGUCAAUUGACUUGUUAUAGCAGGUUGCUAUUUGGUCACUUGACCAUAUUGAUGGUUUUUUGAAAUUAGGUAUACUUGGGUGAUUCUUUUUUGAGUAGAAGGGCUUAGGUGAUGGUUUCGUAAUAGUAAACGGGCUUAUUUGACCCUUUUUCUAACUAAAUUUAUACACACGGAAGAAUUGUUUCUAAAAU